GCCUACAAGAAUCAAUGUCGACUGAACACGGAGGUGAAGCUACUCGAUAAAAAUAUACACGAAUUUGGUCGUCAAUUGGAGAUCUGGAAGAGAGAUAUUUCAGAUGUCAACUCAGCUUUAAAGGAACUCGGGGAUACGGAAACUUGGUCCAAGAAGCUAAAGCACGAUUCCCAACUUGUUUUUAAUGUAUUUCAAUCAAUAAACAACUGA
This is a messenger RNA of Rodentolepis nana, 210 nucleotides long. Lineage: Eukaryota; Metazoa; Platyhelminthes; Cestoda; Cyclophyllidea; Hymenolepididae. The record is from the annotation of a GenBank genome assembly.